AAAUAACGACUUGAAGCAAAGCAUAUUCAAGUGAAAAUCGUGUAAAGAAGAUAUGCUUUUUUCUUUAAUUUGUUCCUUCUUCCUUUAUUUCCCUCAAAGUUCGGAUUCUGCACUAAACAAACCCGCAAAUCAUGCAGGAUUCUGCAGCAAGCAGUGGAAAUUCGAAAAAAGAAGAGCUUUCUAACUGUUCCAAGAAUGGCAGAAAAUAAUGAAGUUGAGAUAACACAAGGAGAAGUUAAGGAGAUAAAACAAGGAGAAGAUGAUGGCAAUAUUUUAAAUACGAGUAUUAAAUGGGGAGGUAAUUCAGAGAGUGUUGGAGAAGGACAAGAAUCAGGAGAAAAAAUAUUAGAGAAAGGUACUCAAGUUUUAAUUGAUAUGAUUGAUGAAAAUCAAGGAAUGGAAAAAGUAUGUCGUAUAUGUCAUUUGAAUGAAGAAUCCAAGGAAAUAAUUGAGCUUGGUUGUGACUGUAAAGCUGAGCUUGGUAUUUGUCAUCGCCAUUGUGCUGAAGCCUGGUUUAAUCAGAGAGGUAACAGAUUAUGCGAAAUAUGUGGGAAGACGGCAAAAAAUGUGGAAACAAGAUUACAGGAGAGCAGAAUAAUGGUGGUUGAAUGGAACCAACGGGCAGUAGAAGCCAGAAGUUCAUAUAUCACAUCUACUAUACAGCAGAAUGGUUGUAGAUGGAGAUGUCAGCAAUCUUGCUGUAAUUUCCUGCUUGCCUGUUUUGUAAUGGCAUUUACCCUCCCAUGGUUCUUCCGAGUUGAAAUUCCAUAAGAAAUAGACUCUCUGUUCCUUUUUUUCUGCUACCAAAAUCUCAUACCUUGUCUCUAUAGACAACGGAACUAUGCAAGUUCUUCAUAUAUGGAGUAUUUGUUCACCUCAUUGUAUUGUCCUCCAUUUAGCUAAUUAUACUCCUUUCCGUAUACUAAAAAGCAACAUUUCAUUUUUUCAGCUUGUUUUAUCCUGAUAUUCUAAGUUAUGUUUACGAAUGUUAAAGCAAUAUUGUUUCAUUUGUCAAAAAGAUCUGUACAAUUCGAAUGUUAUUGCUUUCUCAAAUAUGUGAAGCAAAGUUGGAAUAGACUUAGCCGAGGGUCUAUCGGAAACAGUCUCUCUGCCCUUCCAGGGUAGGGGUAAGGCUGCGUACGCCCUACCCUCCCCAGACCCCACUUGUGGGAUUAUACUGGGUGGUUGUUGUUGAAGUUGGAACACACAAACUAAAUGAGAACAAUUUGGGAAUGCUUGGUUUUCCAGCAAUUUUACAGGUUAUCUAUUUGACUUGAUACCUAGUGAGCCAUUACUCACUCUUAAAAGUUUUUACAACUACAACUAACUUACUUAAAAUAAAUAUAUCCAAAAACAAGAACUACAGGAGACUGAUUUCUUGAUAUCAGACUAGCACCUUUCUUUAUUCGUGUAAUCUGCUUCAUUGACAGCUCUUCGUUUUCCCUUGGCUUCAGAGUAGUGUUGUUAGAAGAUGGCAAAAGCAUGAUAAGCAGCAAAUUUAACUCGGAAGGAAUGAAACACAAUUUAGAAGAGGAAAAAAGAGCGCAAAGCCCCUUCCAGCUUUGCAAUAGAUACUUCACCAAGUUUGAGAGCAAAGUAGCAUUAGAUGAUUGCAAGACUCUACUGCACUUCCUUAGAAAUAGCAUCCACUGCUAAUGUUCAAUAUCUUCUUCUGUAGAACAUCUUGGGUCAAACAAGAAUUGAGUGUCUAAGUCCGCCCAAAGCAAGGAACUAUAGGAGGAGCCUUAGUUUUAUAUAGUAGUUCCCAUGGCCCUGCCUGCUUCAGCAACAAAAUGUAGUAAGUCUUGACUGAGAAAGUACCAUCUUUACUAGCCAACCAGAUAUGUGAGUCCAUUCUAUUUUGCAUCCAGGACUAUAGGUUCCAAAAAAGUAAUAAUCUACACAGCUCCUCCAUUUCCCAAGCAUUACAAUUUCUGAAUUGUAAUCGCCAGCCAGAUUCAGAUAAAAUGUCAACAACUACAGACUCCUUAUUUACAUCUAUGUUGUAUAAAUUAGGCAAAGAUAUCUUUUAGACAUCCUUCCUCUAACAAUCUGCCUAGCCAAAAUCUGAUCCUAUCCCCUCUGCCAGCUUUUAACAUAAUAUUCUUCGGGAGUUCAUCCCAUAAGCUGCAGAUUUGUUUCCAUACAACCAUUUUAUUUGGCUGUGAGACAGAUUUAGAAGCUCAAUUACCAGCUUUACCAUAUUUAGUGUCGAUCACCUCUUUCCACAAGUCAUUUCCUCCAUCAUU
Messenger RNA from Nicotiana tabacum (common tobacco), 2249 nucleotides. RefSeq lists its product as uncharacterized. Gene Ontology annotation, molecular function: zinc ion binding. The record is from RefSeq and is a predicted model, not a curated record. NCBI's taxonomy places the organism in Eukaryota, Viridiplantae, Streptophyta, Magnoliopsida, Solanales, Solanaceae.